UAUGGGGUUUCCAUGGAAAUAGGGGAACGCUGACUUCUCGCUCAGCAGACAGUAAGGUGUCAAACAAACAUUCAUCAGCUGUUUAGUGAAGUUUUAGCAAGCCAACAUGGGUAAGAAGAAGUCAUCAGAUGAAGACAAAACUACGUUGGCGGAGGCCUUUAUCAAUUUUCAGCUCCAAGUUAAGCGAAAGGAAAUACAUGAGUGCCAGGAGGAGGUCAGUCAACUCGAGACAAAGAAGCAAAGAUACACAGAAUUGAGGGAGCAGUUGAAAGAGGAGCAGUUGGGGCACAUCAAGGUCUUGCGGAAGCAGGCUAAAGAACAGGAGAGUAAGCUGGAGCAGAGAGAGGUGGUCAACAAAGAGCAGGUGGAGCAAGCUCUGCAGCAGAACAUGGAGCUAGUCCGCAGCCAGGAGAAAGAACUGGCAGAGCUGCGCGCUGAAGUCAUCCGCCUGGAGGAGGAAGUGCUCGUCUUGCAGGCUGAGAGGCACAUCAGGCAGGAGUAUAAGAUGGCCGGAAGCCAAGAGCACCAGCAGCAGAUCCAGCACCUGGAGGCUGAGCUGGCUCAGAUGCAGAAGGGGUUUCAGGAGAUGGCAGACAACAUUCAGCGCUCUCUUGAUGUAACUUUCAAUGAAAUUGACAAGAAGACAGUGCAUCUCAUAGAUGACAAAAAACAACUGGCUACAGAGAGGGCCAUCAAACACCUUGACAAGCACAGCCGACAGGAGAUCAAAGAGAAUGAGUGGCUGAAGAGAGAGCUUGCUAUUUACACAAGAGAGGUAUCCAUUACAGCAUUGGCCGUCCAACAACUGGAGGAGGAGAACCUUGAGCACAUGGGUCAACUGUUUGAGCGUCGCCUGGAGGACCUGCAAAUCUCUAGAAACGUCUUCCUGACUCAGGCGGCAGGCCUGGGACCCUCUGACUCCACAGUACAGGAGACCAUUAUGAAGAACGGGGUAAGCAGCAGCCCCGUACCUCCCCUCCACCCAGCAACAGAAGCAUGGCGGGCUCAAAAGCAGGCCAAAGAGUUGGAGAGGGAUGAAACAAGUGGCAGCUGCAGUGAGGCAGCCUACAGGCCAACAGAGGACCCCCUUCAGGACCUCAGUGUACUUCUGUACGGCAGCCAGACCUACCUGCAGCAGAGAGACAUGCACCUGGGCCCUCUGGAGAUUAAGCUGCUGACUGUGGUGGGCCAGGCUCUUCCCCUGCACCCUGUGCCAUCCGAGACCCCCGGCUCCAAAGGCUCCUCCUCAGCUCCAGAGAUGCUCCAGGCUCCCGAAGACUGGCCCCUCACUGCCCGCAUCAUCCACAAGAGGUUCAAGUAGCCAGGCCCAAGCACUAAUACACACACCUUUGUAAGUCUAGCAUUGGCCUCAUGUUGGGAUCAGACAUUACCAUUAAACCUGGAAUGAUACUACAAACUCAAGGGUCUAAGAAUAGAUUCUUACACAACAAUUAUGCCACAUGAUGCUUCACAGGUUUAAAGUAGCUCAGAGUAGAAGUAUUGAUCUAGGUUCUGUCCAUAUAAAUCUUAUUCAUUAAGAUCUAUAAACUGACGUUAAAAUGUGGUUACAGACCCAGGUUAUAACCCGGGGGAAUUAGUGAUUCACUCAUCUUACUCUUCGCCAAACCUUUACCUCAUUUAUACCCAAAUGGGUAUAACUCAAGAUACUCAAAUCACACAAACUCAAGAUACUGUUGCAAAACACUUUAUUGAAAAAAAGAAGAAAAAAUCUAAC
Messenger RNA from Oncorhynchus gorbuscha (pink salmon), 1735 nucleotides. It is a transcript of the gene ccdc83, whose product is annotated as coiled-coil domain containing 83. The record is from RefSeq and is a predicted model, not a curated record. Bases 107 to 1321 code for a protein of 404 amino acids. NCBI's taxonomy places the organism in Eukaryota, Metazoa, Chordata, Actinopteri, Salmoniformes, Salmonidae. The transcript is spliced from 11 exons.